AUUAACUUAGUAUUAGCCCUAACAAUUAAUACCCUUCUAACCCUUUUACUAAUAACUAUUAUAUUCUGAUUACCCCAACUCAACCCCUAUGCAGAAAAAAUCAACCCCUACGAAUGCGGGUUUGAUCCACUGAACUCUGCCCGCAUUCCCUUUUCAAUAAAAUUUUUUCUAGUCGCUAUCACCUUCCUAUUAUUUGACCUAGAAAUCGCCCUACUACUACCCCUGCCGUGAGCCCUACAAACAACAAACCUCCCCAUAAUAUUAAAAUCGUCAAUUAUAUUAAUUAUUAUUUUAACCCUCAGCCUAGCCUAUGAAUGAACUCAGAAGGGGUUAGAAUGAAACGAAU
Rhinopithecus roxellana (golden snub-nosed monkey) is the source of this 346-nucleotide messenger RNA. Lineage: Eukaryota; Metazoa; Chordata; Mammalia; Primates; Cercopithecidae. The record is from the annotation of a RefSeq genome assembly.